Messenger RNA from Haliotis rufescens (red abalone), 1096 nucleotides. RefSeq lists its product as uncharacterized. Gene Ontology annotation, molecular function: tumor necrosis factor receptor binding. Gene Ontology annotation, biological process: immune response. The coding region runs from base 201 to 908 and encodes 235 amino acids. The transcript is spliced from 5 exons. Gene Ontology annotation, cellular component: membrane. The record is from RefSeq and is a predicted model, not a curated record. Lineage: Eukaryota; Metazoa; Mollusca; Gastropoda; Lepetellida; Haliotidae.
UGGGUGUACGACAGUAAACAAUGACCAUGUAAGUAACAAGGAGCUACGGUACUUGGACCCAUUGCUUCUGAACUCCUAAGGCCAAGCAUCUCGCCAUGCAGAGUUACGUAUCAGACAACAGAGCCACGGAAUGCAAGUACGUAGCUACAUAUGGCUGCUGAACCAAUAAGGCGGAGACAUAUAGCCACUGCGCAGAAAGCAUGGAGUCGAAACAAGCAUGGAAAAUAGGGAUUAUAUUAUGUGUGCUUGUGAACAUCGUCGUCAUUGGCGUAGCUGUGUAUGUUGUGGCAAUACACCCGGAAGAUCAACAGGCUCUUGCUGCAGAUGAGAAAUUGAAAGCGCUUAUCGACAGCAAGAUAAACGAUGCCCUGAAAGAUACGGAGACAGAUGCACGGGUGUUCGGUGAUCAAAGUGGAGAUAUACUAGACACGAAGUUCCUGAACCUCCUGAAACCAAUGGCUUCGCUUCACGGAUUGCAGCCUUUUCGCUCACUAGACAUUUAUGGUGGAAGGACAACAGUUCGAACUUGGAUAAGAAGAGAUGGUCAGACAAAGUCUCACCUUGUUAAUGGAAUGAAGUACGAACAUGGAAGCAUCAUUGUUCCUGCGAGUGGAAAGUACCGUGUAACUGUCCAUGCUGUGAUGCACUAUGAGGGUACACGGGGAAGGUGUGAAGUCAGCUCACUUGAAGUCGUCCGAUACAACGCAUUAGAACAGAAGCAAGAGGUUGUAUUUCAGGAAAAUCGAACCAUGUGCCUGGACGCCACCGAGUGGUCUACUGAUUACCUCAGUCACAUUGGUGGUCUUGUACAGUUACAUGCUGAAGAUCAGAUAGCUGUCGUUGUAUCAAACAUAUCACUACUAAUGCGAUAUAGAGAUGGCCAUUACUUUGGGGUUGAUUUGAUUUGAAAAGAUGUGGAAUCAAUGCGCAGCAAUCUAAUCGGUUGUUGAAACAUGCAUUGACUCUAACUACCAUGCUCAUGUACCAGAUUUGUCAUUCAAAUGUGGUUUCUUAUGUGCUUUGGGUGUUCGCUAUAUGACAUCUUAACUUUGGUGAUGUAGAAGUAUUCCAUUAAAAGCGAACAUUAUUUUAAUCA